Molecule: messenger RNA, 1672 nt
Organism: Bombus pascuorum
Lineage: Eukaryota; Metazoa; Arthropoda; Insecta; Hymenoptera; Apidae
Gene: twin
Product: CCR4-NOT transcription complex subunit 6-like
Exons: 8
Coding region: 268-1344 (358 amino acids)
Biological process (GO): nuclear-transcribed mRNA poly(A) tail shortening
Cellular component (GO): nucleus; cytoplasm; CCR4-NOT complex
Molecular function (GO): poly(A)-specific ribonuclease activity
Source: RefSeq, a predicted model, not a curated record
UUUCACAGUAUUCACUGAGGAUUAUUAUUUUUUAUUUGUAAACAAUUACCGAUAAAGACCCCAAAAUACAUUUGGAGUAAAGCGCCGCACAUCGGUGGUACUUCAGAAGUAUACUUGGAGUAGAGCGCCGCACAUCGGUGAUGCUUGACAGGUACACUUGGAGCGUUAAGGGUUAGAUUGACAGUUACUGCAAAUCAUCCACCUCAAAGACCAUGGAUUCCAUUGACGAGACCGAAUAGGACGAGACCAACAUGUAUAUUCACAGUAAUGUGUUACAAUGUAUUAUGCGACAAGUAUGCGACUCGACAAAUGUACGGUUAUUGUCCAAGCUGGGCGCUCGAUUGGGAGUAUCGGAAAAAGGGGAUCCUCGAUGAGAUUCGACAUUACGCCGCGGAUAUAAUUAGCCUGCAGGAGGUCGAAACGGACCAAUUCUACAAUUUCUUCCUGCCGGAACUUAAACAUGAUGGCUACGAUGGCAUAUUUUCUCCAAAAUCUCGGGCGAAGACGAUGGCAGAGAAUGAUCGUAAAUACGUAGAUGGUUGCGCCAUAUUUUACAGAACAGCGAAAUUUACAUUAAUAAAAGAGCAUUUAGUCGAAUUUAACCAAUUGGCAAUGGCAAAUGCGGAAGGUUCUGACAACAUGCUAAAUCGAGUAAUGCCAAAGGAUAAUAUUGGAUUGGCUGCCCUGCUUAGGACCAAGGAAGCUGCUUGGGACAACGGCCUUCCAUCUGAUCCAGCACAAGUUCAACAACCGAUUUUAGUUUGCACGGCCCACAUUCAUUGGGAUCCAGAAUUUUGCGACGUUAAAUUAAUACAGACAAUGAUGCUCAGUAAUGAAUUACGUUCCAUUUUGGACCAAGCUGGCCAGUCUUUCAGACCUGGUCACAAGCCUGAUUCUUCCAAUGUUCAGCUGUUACUUUGCGGUGACUUCAAUUCUCUACCUGACUCUGGUGUAAUUGAAUUUCUUACUUCGGGACGAGUAGCGGCUGAUCAUCGUGACUUUAAAGACUUAGCUUAUAAAUCAUGCUUACAGAAGAUCUCUGGUUGCGAUAAACCUAAUGAAUUCACUCAUUCUUUUAAACUUGCAUCUGCAUAUAGUGAAGAUAUUAUGCCCUACACUAAUUAUACAUUCGAAUUCAAAGGUAUAAUAGAUUACAUUUUCUACUCAAAACAAAGUAUGGUACCAUUAGGACUUUUAGGUCCUCUAAGUGCAGAUUGGUUUAAAGAACAUAAAGUAGUUGGUUGUCCACAUCCACACGUUCCAUCUGAUCAUUUUCCUUUAUUAGUAGAGCUUGAAAUGACACCAACAGUAGGAACAAGCAAUGGAUUGAUCUCACGCAGGUAGCAACCGCUGCGAUCUAGGCCCAAAUAAAUAUAAGGGAAUAAUAAAAGAUAAUAAGAAAGAAAUCCCCAUCACAUUUUCUCUUACUUCUGGCUCUAGCAAUAUCACUCGCAGUCGACAGUUACUUCAAUAGUGAAUGUUACAAAUACUCCAUAUUACCGCACAUUCGACACAAGUUAUUAGAUACUGACGAAUAAUUCUAAUGACCAGGUGAUGGGAGGUGUGUUGUAAUGCGUUUAGCCCAUGUAUAGUGUAUUGCAUUUUUAAGAACUAACUUUCCCAUAUUAAGAGUAUUUUAACCUUUACUACCAUCGUAAUAUGUAGAUACCUA